AUAUAUCUCUAUAAAAACCAACAGUUAAACUGGGGAUGUUUACAGAAUCAUUAAAUGAGUGAUCAUUCAUGUCAAUUCGUUUUAAGGGGUUCGUGUCAAUUCGAAGACGGUCUGACAUGAGAAACACUGACAGUUUUAUCACAACAAAGGAAUCCCUUUUGGAUGUGAUUGACACUGGGGGUGGCCUAAAGGUGUUAGCGUCUACACCCCACCUGAUCAGUUUGGGCAGCUUUUCCAUACCACUAACUAAGGAACUAAAUCAUAUCGACUGUGAGGAUGCAGAGUUACUGCAGAAUUAUCCGGGGAUCCAGCCGCACCGCUGUGUCAUCACUGACAGAGAUGGAGUCCUUACUUUACACCCCUGUGAAAAUAUCUGCAGUCAAGAUGGAAUUAAUAUCAGCCAGCCCACAAAGCUUACACAUGGGUGCACUCUUUGUCUGGGUAGAUAUUUUUUCCGUUUCAACCACCCAGAAGAGGCGAAUCGCAUGAAGAACAUGCUGCCGGAUAAGACUGCGCUGUCCCUUGGAACGGACGCAACAAAGCUUCAUUCCAAUGGCGGCACGUUGGGCACGUCCAGCAUCCGUGGCACUCGUUCGAAGGCGGAGCUUCAGGAGUUGAUGGAGAGCUUACAGCGCAGGAAAUCGGCUCUGGAAGCCAGUUUAAAAGCUACAGCAGAACGCGGUUACAUCACUCUAUCCCCACCUCCCAGUCCCCAAUCAGCUUCCAGCUAUCCACAGGAGCGCCCUCCUCUUUCUCUCAGAGUCCCCUCCCCUUACACACCCACCAGCAGCCUGAGCAUGCCCCCCUCCCCCCACCAAUCAGAGCGCCCCUUAAGUCCAGUCCCGAGCCAAACCCAUACCCGACACCAAUCACAGGAUAACCUGUUGCUUUGCCACUCAUCAGAUGCGCGCCACUCCAACACUACCAGCUCGCUCCUCACCAUGUGGAACGGCUCCACUUCCUCCUACAUGCCCGACGCUCCUCCUCCAUCUCGCCGGGGUCCAAGUGGGGCAGCCAGCAUGCCCUCCAGCCCCCGCUUGGGCCGCAGGCUGUUCUCACGAGACGGGGAGUCCGCAGCGGAGCCACCGCUCCGCCAGAGGAAAUACUCCACCGGUUCCCUAAACGGCCUCGGAGGUCAUAGCCGCUCUCUACCCAGGCUGUAUCGUGGAGACACUCCUAUGUUGUCUUUGCCACCCCGUCGCACCACCAAACCACGCCGUAGCCUUCCGGCCAUGGAGAAACCCCCAGAUGUGACGGUGAUAGCCAGCGUGCUCGGUAACUCUCGUAGGGCCAGUCUCUGUUCUGUGGGCUCUGCCCCAUGUUUGGACCUGGGCGUUGGAGAAAGGCGUAUGUCGUUUGGUAAAGGAGGCCUGGGGCCUGGCAUGGGGCAGAGGAGGGGUAGUAUCAGUUCGCUGAGUGGAAAAGAAGAGCUACACGAUUAUCAUCAGAGACAAAGAGAUGAGAGGCUGAGAGAACAGGAGGUGGAGAGACUGGAACGACAGCGUCUGGAGACCAUCCUGUGCCUGUGCUCUGAGUUCGGCCGGUCUGAUCUCAGCCGGGUGGAGACCGACUCUGGCGUCUCGGCCGUGUCUGACCUGCAGAAGAUCAAUCGUGAGCUGGAAAAGCUGCAAGUCUCGGAUGAUGAAUCCGUGUUCUCAGACUCUGCAGGAGUUUCUGUUGAGAGCGGGUUUGUGGGGAAGAGUCGAGGAGAGAUCCUGACCAAGAGACAUCGUAGACUCAGUGGACACAGAGAGACGAGAACCCAGUCGCCCACCACCUCCCUGCGGAGCUCAGCACCUUCACCAUCUCCUCACCUCCGCAGCAAGGUGUCUGAAGACAUGCAGCUGCGACAGGAAGUGACACGUAUAGAGGAGGAAAGAAUUCAGGUGCUCAACAACAUCGAGGAACUGGAGCAGAAGAUCAGAGAUCUGGACACACAGAUGGACGAGUCGCUCAGGGAGAUGGAGGUAGAGAGAGCUCUUCUGGAGGGGGAGCAGGAGGCCGAGUUGGCUCAGCUACAAAGCGACAAGGAAAUGCUGGAACAACUCAAUGAAAAAAUGGGCAGCAUGGGGAAAAGCACUCGGAACAAUCAGACUCAGGACACCGAAGCUUUGGAAAUAGAGACGAAGCGUUUUGAAGAUCUGGAGUUUCAGCAGUUGGAGAAAGAAAGCCGACAGGAUGAAGAAAAGGAGACUCAGACCCAGCAACUCCUCAGAGAGAUCGCUGAAUAUCAGAGAUCGCUCGUAAAUCGCAAGGAGAGGCUUCUUACCCUGAAGAAGCAGUCAACUCAGAUUACCCAGCAGGCCCAGCGGGAAAAAGAGAACUUCUUAAAGGAGAAGAGCAAUCUUAUUUAUAUGCUGCAGAGGGAGCGCGAGAAUCUGACGUCUCUAGAAAGGAAAUACUCAGAGCUCACAGGUGGUCAGGCUUUUCCCCUUAAUCCUGUGUCCAUGAAGGAGCACUUUCGUUCUUUGGAGGAGAGGAGGCGGAGCAAUGGCAACAAGGAGGGUGGAGCUCUGCUGACUGACAACGGCAUUUCCCGUAAGAGAGAGAGGCAGAGUUCCGGGAUAUUAAACUCUACCCUUAAUCGCAGUCUGUCUCCUAAGCCCCAUAUGCCACUGUCUCAGAGCUCAAGCUGUGGUAGUGUACUGCCUCGUACCCUCUCCGCCACCUCCCGUGACCUGGACACCCGCCGCCUGCUCAAGGCAGGUCAGAUGUUUCUAAAUGAAGAGAGGCAGCGAUUGAAUGAGAUGACCAAUAGGGCGGUUUCUGAGUCAAACGUCUACCUGGACCCGUUCCACUACAUGGAUAACGGACACAACUUUGACACAAUGAGUGUGGACAGUGCGGAGAGCCUGGAAACCAGCAUUUCCGCAUGCUCGCCUGACAACAUUUCAAGCACCAGCACUGCUAACAUGGUGAAGAUAGAGGAGAUGGAGCGAAUGUUGAGAGAAGCUCAAGCCGAGAAGAACAGAUUACUGGAACACAGGGAGCGAGAGAUGGAGUUGCGGAGACAGGCUCUUGAAGACGAGAGGAGGAGAAGGGAGGAGUUGGAGAGGAGACUUCAGGAGGAGACGAACAGACGACAGAAACUGGUGGAGAGAGAGGUGAAGCUGCGGGAGACCCAGACACGACCGUUGACACGUUACCUGCCCAUAAGGAAGGAUGACUUUGACCUGAGAGGUCACAUCGAGGCAGCAGGUCACCAUCCUGAGACAUGUUUUCACUUGGCCAUCACUGAGAAGACCUGCAGGGGCUUCCUGGUCAAAAUGGGUGGAAAAAUCAAAACCUGGAAGAAGCGCUGGUUCGUCUUUGACCGCAAUCGCAGGACGCUGGCAUAUUAUGCUGAUAAACAUGAAACCAAAAUGAAAGGUGUGAUAUACUUCCAAGCCAUAGAGGAAGUCUACUACGACCAUCUGAAGAACGCACACAAGAGCCCGAACCCCUCCCUGACGUUCAGCGCGAAGACACAUGACCGCGUUUAUUAUAUGGUUGCUCCUUCUCCAGAGGCCAUGAGAAUCUGGAUGGAUGUUAUCGUCACUGGAGCGGAAGGAUACACCCACUUCCUGGUGUGAGCGGGACUCAUCUUUGUUAAACAACACAAAAUGACCUUCAUGGUUCAGUCCUGCCCGCUGAAAGGGUCCUGGUGCUGGAUUUCAUUCUUUCCAAAAUAUUUGGAUUGAUCAGUUGUUUGGAGGAGAGCCUCAACUGAAUGUUCUGCACUCAUCCAGGUAUAUGAUGUGGUGCUUUAGACAAAGGCAGCUCUUAGACUUCAAAGGUACCGUUCAACAGCUCUUUCCGUGGUGAGAUCUGAAUAAGAAAUCACUCACAUGGUCUUUAUUACUAAAGCAUCCUGCAAAGCGCAAACUGGCGAUACGUCUUGAACUGAAGAUACCUCAAAGAAACAACAGGUCUUGUUCUUCAUCGUUUAUUAAAACGAGACGCCAAAGACUUCCUGAUGUGCCAUACAGAUAUACCAGUUUACCUUAACAAAUUAGUAUUCUAGUGUCGGUACUGUUUUUAUAUCCAUGUAUAUAAAUGUAUCUGUAGCCCCUGCUACUUGAAGCUUUUUAACCAUGUAUCAAUGAUGCACGUUUAUUUUGUUCCUGUUCUUCAUUAAGUGCCUUCCAUACAUUAUUAUCUAAGUAGCUAUAUAUUUAGCACAGAUUUGAAUAAGGGUAUUAACAGACUGUGUUGUAUUUAAUAGUUGUGCAUCCCUGUUGCUCAGAAACAUUCUGGAUAAACAGCACACAUAUAGCGCACCAAAGACGAGCUGAAUUUCUAUUUCAGCAUGAUUGAAUGUAACUGCAUGUACCCAUCAUUUAAAUGCAAUUUUUAAGGAUGAAGAAUAACGUAGCUAAAAACUUCAACAGGGAUAUGUUGAAAAGCUGAAUUCAGUCUUUCAUCAGGUGCACUGACCUUCUGUCGUUGGUUUCAAUGAACGCGCAGUACCGCAACUGACCAGCAGAGGGUGUUAAUGUCACUUCGCUUUCAGUGACAUUUUUUGAGAGUGAAUUUUAUGAAUCUAAUUCAAAUUCAAUGUCAAUAUUUUAAUUGCCUUGUUUACCAACAGAUCUAUAUGCAUAUCUAAGCUUGUGUGUCGGAUAUUUUAUUUUAAAUAUAAAGGAUCGUAAUUUCAUUUCUUAGUGAGAAUAUGAUGAUGAUGUGAAUAUUAAUAUUGGAAGUAUAAAUAUGUGACAUGGUUGAUUUUCUAAGAAAAUAUGAUGGUACAUGUGCUGUAUGGCAACAAAACGUUGCCUUUUUGGAUUGUUGUCUGUGGAGACCAAUUAGUUCUGCAUGAGCCAUUCAGGAUGAGCCGUUCUUCAUCCUGAUAUAAAAAUACACCAGACAGCCGUUUGUCAAAAACAUUCAUAUAAUUCCUAUCAACAAGAGUUAAUACUUUUAGGUGACUAUAUCAUUCUAAAAGGUGUUCUGCAACAGUAAUGCUGGAUUACCUACAGUUUAAAAAACAUUUUUACAGUAUUUCCACGUGUAAUCUAAAAACCUGUUAUUUUACAGAAUUUUUCAUGUAUUUUUGAAAAACCAUAAAAUUACAGAGGAUAAAACGAGGAAAACAUGUAAUUUUACAGGAAAAAACUGUUUAUUACGGCCACCCUCAGCUGCCAGAAAAUUCCCGUAUUUUACAUUUACAGUGUAUGCAUUUUAUGGAUAGAUGGAAGCAUUAGUAAAAAAUAAAUAGUUUGUUGAUGAAAUAAGCUUCACAAUGGGCUAUUGAAGUAGCAUCCUCAGAUUUAAGUUGUGUCCAUUAUCAGGUUCAUUUGGUACAGCACAUUACUGCAAAAGCACAGCAGUGUUAUAUAGAGAGUAGCAUCCUUCAUAACAAUUAGCUAUUUAAAAUGUAUCAUGAUAUUUUUGUAUACAGCUUUUUCAGUAUUUUUAUAAAACUUCAGUGUUUAUGGGAUAAAGCAAUAUUUUUAUUGUCAGCAUGAUUUUUAUUCUCAUUUAAAUAUAUAGGCUCAUUUAAAAUGUGAACUAUAAUAAAAUCUCUGUAUGACGAGUCAUUUUUAUGUUGUUCAUAUCUGCAUUCAGGAAUUUGUGGCUUUGCCCUAAAUGUUUGUUUGUUUAUGCAUCAUUGUUAUGAUGAAUAACUGCAAAAUAUCUGAAAUUGUGAUGGUCCUGAUAACACAUUUCCAGCUCGCCUCUCACCUCCCCUUCACCCAUAACACGUGACCAAGUGUGAUUCAAUUAAUUCAUUACAACCGGAGCCCAUCUGUCACAUACAUCACCCAUCCUUUACUCAAAACUCUAGCAAUAUUUGUACAUACUGUACUUUUUGAUCACACCCCAUACUGCAUUCAGAAAUGACGUGUGUAACGUGAGAGUCCAUUUUAGAACU
Messenger RNA from Triplophysa rosa, 5854 nucleotides. It is a transcript of the gene phldb2a, whose product is annotated as pleckstrin homology-like domain, family B, member 2a. Gene Ontology annotation, cellular component: basal cortex. The record is from RefSeq and is a predicted model, not a curated record. NCBI's taxonomy places the organism in Eukaryota, Metazoa, Chordata, Actinopteri, Cypriniformes, Nemacheilidae. Gene Ontology annotation, molecular function: protein binding. Gene Ontology annotation, biological process: regulation of microtubule cytoskeleton organization. The coding region runs from base 69 to 3572 and encodes 1167 amino acids. The transcript has 19 exons.